UCCAGCUGAGCAAAAAGAAUUUCACCUGCGUGUAAGAGAGCUUGAACAGAUGGUUCCAAAGUUAAUGUCCAGAAAGGCAGAGUUUAUAGAAGCCAAGGCUAAAGAAAGUGCUGGAAAAACUUUAAGUACGUCUUCCAUCAGCUACCCAACAUCAGUUAUCAAAUUGAAGCCAACCUCACUCCCCAAAUUUACUGGCGUCAGGCGCGAUUUUCAUCGCUGGAGAAGAGAUUGGGAGGCUCUUCAGAGUCAAGGAGAACCCACGGGGUCAAAAGAAGUGAAAAAGUUUCAGCUCAUUGACAGUUUAGAUGAAAAAAUAAUAAGAGACCUUCGACUGGUAACCUACAAAACAGCAGAUGACAUUUUUCGUGUACUAGAAAACAGGUUUGGAUGCCAAUCAGCUAUUGCUAUUGAAAUAAUUGAAGAGCUUCAGAGACUUCCUCCUGUCAAAAGUCACCAGCCUAAGAAAAUUGUUGAACUGAUCCAAACUAUUGAAAAAGCCCUUGAUGACCUCAAUGACCUUGGUGACAGUGGCGCUUUAAAAAAUCCUCUUGUGACAAAGUCAAUUGAGAGCAAACUCCCUGAUGGGUUAAAGAAAGAAUGGCUUCUCUAUGCUGCAGAGAGAAGUACUAAAUCAGAGAAGCGCUUUGAAGAUCUUCUGGACUUCCUCAAGAGUCAGGAAAGCAUCUAUGAACAGCUUGACCAACUAAAGAAUGAGGAUCCAGUGAGGAAGGAAUCUCGACCAGAGCAGAGGCAAGCAAGGACUAGAAUCGCAAACCAAGCAAGUAGCCCUCCCUCAGGAGAAGAAGGAUGCAGUACGGAAAAUGGGAGCAUGUUGGAGAUGUCUGGACAUCCACAAUCCUGGUGAUUACUGCAAAACUUUUUUCUUGUGCAAAAAUUCUGAGUGUGAGAAAAGGAGGGACACGGACCAUCACUAUCAUCUGUGUCCAAAUGCUGAAACAUCUAGAGGCAGCACAACUCAAAGGAGAAGCAGAAGUGGAACAGUGGGAGGUAGAAAUACAAGAAAUUACACUGAAGCCCAAGAAGAAUUUGUGAAAAAACUCCCACCAGAACUAGCCCAACAAUGUCAGAAUGUAUUUUGUAACACAACGUCAAGGGUUUCCCAUG
Cyprinodon tularosa is the source of this 1125-nucleotide messenger RNA. RefSeq lists its product as uncharacterized. Bases 50 to 865 code for a protein of 271 amino acids. The transcript is spliced from 2 exons. The record is from RefSeq and is a predicted model, not a curated record. NCBI's taxonomy places the organism in Eukaryota, Metazoa, Chordata, Actinopteri, Cyprinodontiformes, Cyprinodontidae.